Messenger RNA from Exophiala viscosa, 801 nucleotides. RefSeq lists its product as uncharacterized. Bases 94 to 612 code for a protein of 172 amino acids. The transcript has 4 exons. The record is from RefSeq and is a predicted model, not a curated record. NCBI's taxonomy places the organism in Eukaryota, Fungi, Ascomycota, Eurotiomycetes, Chaetothyriales, Herpotrichiellaceae.
GGUGUUUGUGAUUAAGUCGCCAAUACCCAAUCUAAAUCUGCACCGCGCUUCCCUUGUGGAGGUACGUCAGUGGACUGUCGUGUCAGCACCAUCAUGAGUGAUCUUCAGCCUCAACCUUCUCGACUUAAUUUCUCUUGGAGCGUCGAUACAGGUGUCGGUAAGGUCGUCAGUAUCGGUACGGACCUACUGCGCGCAUGCACGAGUGAUAAUGUCCAGCCUUUGGCCCUCCUGGCAUGCGAAAAACUCGGCGCACAAUUGGCAAUGUGUCCGGAGACAAGGGUGAAAAUGGAGCAGGCUGGACGGCGCAAACAUACUUCAUAUAUCUUGAAGAGUCUGGGUGCCAGUAUUGGGUAUAUGGCUGGCGAUUCUGCUGACUAUUUGGCAUCGACGGACGCAGGAACCCGCUUUCUCGGCCUAGCAGCUACCUUGCUUACUACAGGUCUCAAUUUCGAUGCUGCUCAGACGCUGCACACGCUUCUGAAGGAGUUUGCUCCCAAAGAUCAGAUGCUGCCUACCAUUGGACAACUGAAACAACUAUUCGAAAUACUUGAGCCGAAACUGAAAUGUUCAGGGCGAAAUCAUGGAGAAACUUUGUCUUUCAGACUACCUUAGUCACACCAAUGACUCCGGCUUGCACGAUGAGCAAACUGCCACGUCGACCUCGACGUCCACAAUGCUCAGACGUGGCACAGAUCCGAAAAACUUACAAAGCCCCGUCGUUUCCGGUGCUGGACGUAUCAGGAAACCUCAGGUACCUUUAUGGAAAGAAAAGAUUGGGGUAGCUGCCAAAGAUCCUAGCUA